GCUACCUUGUCACCUACUGUAGGUACAUACGAGCGCACUUACCGGCUCCAUGGGGAUGGAAAUGACGGAAGGUCCCUCAACUUGCUCUGUCCAUUUUGUUUAAUGACGAUUAGGAAGUGAAUAACUCAAAACUUCCAACAAUAAGCUUUACCCUUUAAUUAAAUUGACUUUAACAGGAUUCUUAGCUUGCUAUUGCAUCACUGAAUUCAAUCACUUGCUAGCAGAUGCCGUGCCUCCCACACCCAACUGAUCGUUAUGGCGACGCCACCAACGAAGCGUCGGAAACGAAACAUCGUCCAUGGUUCUUCCGACGAUGAACAAGAGUCAACACCAAAGACAAAGACAAAUGUUCUGUCUCGGUACCUUUACUCAUCUCCUGAAAAUCAGUCUACUACCACUACCGAUGCAUCUCGAGCGGCACCCCCGUCGCCGAGUCCUGUAAAAAGGACCUCUCGAUUGCUAGUUUCCCAACCUUCAAAGCCGGUAUCGCAACCUCUACAAACGAUCAACAAUGGACUCAAGAGCGCUAGUACAAGCCCUGAGAAACCUAAAACCCGAUCGUACACGAAGGGGAAAAGGGCUGAAAAGGAGAAGACGGCUGAUCUCGUGUCUAUGUUCUCGAGACAAGCGCAACGGGCAUCAACCGCGUCGCCGUCAAAAAGAAAUGAAAUCAUACAUGACCUAAUAUCCGAUGAUAUAUCCGACGAUGAUGAUGUAGGAGAAUAUAGGGCCGCAGUAACCAGUCGAGUUGGCCAGAAUGCUCGUAAGCGCCAACGAGAUAAUUCUCAGUCCUCCAGUGGUCUACCCGUCAUGUCCAGCCAGAAAUUUCUUAAACCACCUCGUCCCCGGCAAGAUCCAAUUCCUGAGGUAGGUCAACGGCCGUGGUCCGAACGCUUUGGGCCUGUAAACUUGGAAGAACUCGUCGUGCACAAAAAAAAGGUAGCAGAUGUUCGCCGUUGGCUGGAAGAGGUUAUGGCUGGACGUAUGCGCCAGCGAUUACUUAUACUGAAAGGUGCAGCUGGAACGGGGAAGACUACCACGGUUCGACUCCUCGCUCGGGAUAUGGGCUACGAGCUUCUCGAGUGGAGGAAUCCUGCUGGUAUGCUGGGCUCAAAUCAGGGGUUCCAGUCAGCUUCAGCACAAUUUGAAGAAUUUAUGGGAAAAGGUGGGAAAUUUGGUCAACUAGACACUGAUCUUGAUUCAGCUCCUCCAAGUCUUGGCAAAGGUGAUAGUAGUGACAAAACGAAGAAGAUCAUCGUCAUUGAGGAAUUUCCUAAUACCUUUACUCGUUCAUCGACGGCUUUAACUGCUUUUCGAAACACCAUACUACAAUAUUUAGCCACGAAUACUCCUUCUCUCGCUACGUUUGGUCGUCAGGUCUCUACAGCCCCUAUAACACCUAUCGUUAUGAUCAUAUCGGAAACCCUUUUGACCACUACCUCAGCAUCUGCUGAUAGCUUUACUGCCUAUCGGUUACUAGGACCUGAGAUCACUCGGCAUCCUGGCAGUUGUAUCAUUGAAUUCAAUGCUGUUGCGCCUACUUUACUUGCGAGUGCGCUCGAUCUAAUAGUACAAAAAGAAGCCCGUAAAUCUGGUCGGCGGCGAACUCCAGGGCCACUUGUACUAAAGAGAUUAGGCGAAAUAGGGGACAUCAGAAGUGCAAUCUCGUCACUCGAGUUCCUUUGUCUUAAAGGGGAUACGGACGCAGACUGGGGAUCUAAGGUUACCUUCACAAAACCUAAGCGCGGGGCUAAAAAUGCGGUUUCGCUAACUCCAGGUGAAGUCGAGAGCCUAGAACUUGUUUCUCGACGAGAGGCAACUUUGGGUAUAUUUCAUGCCGUUGGAAAGGUGGUAUACAACCGGAGGGAUGAGCAGCCGAUGAGUCGGGAUACACCUGAAGGUCAAGCUGAAAUACUGCCUGAUUAUUUGGCUCAUCGUGCCAGGCCCAAACGGUCUGAGGUAUCCGUGGAUAGCCUCAUGGACGAAACUGGCACUGACACACAUACCUUCAUCUCAUCCCUUUAUGAAAAUUAUGUCCUUUCUUGCCAGUCAACAGGGCCCGCCGAUCCAAAUAGCCCACUUGACUAUAUUAACGAUUGCAUCGAACACCUUUCCGAAAGUGAUCUAAUGGCACCGUCAUCGGAUAUAUUUUUCCGUGGUCAGGGGUUCGGGUCGUCGUCGACAUUUGCUGGACGAGACUCCGCUAGCCACGUGCUGAGACAGGAGGAAAUUACUUUCCAGGUAUCCACGAGGGGGCUUUUAUUCUCCCUCCCAAAUCCAGUCAAACGAAUGACGAAAACAUCCGCACGGAGUGGUGGCGAUGCUUUCAAGAUGUACUAUCCCACAAGCCUCAAGCUAUGGCGGGAAAAGGAAGAGCUAGAAGGCGUCCUUGACAGUUGGGCAUCAAAGCUGCUAAGAGGAGACGAAGGUGGACAUGAUAUCACGCAGGGCGCUUCCGCAUUCAUGCGGCCUAAGCCCAUGGUAGCUGAUGCUGGCGAAGGACCAAGCAACCAACAGAGAUCUCGGUACGGCGGUACUCUACCUAAACGGACCGAACAGGAUCAAGAAGCAGCACCACCGCCACCGCUACUCUUUCUCGGAAACUCAGCUCGCAGAGAACUGCUACUGGAGCGGCUGCCAUACAUGGCACAAAUAGCACGCGGUCGAAGAAGCGCCGUCGGCGCCGCCCGGCUGCGGGAUAUCGAAAAGGUUGUCUCGUUCUCCGGGAUCGGUGGGGAUGUCGCUGCAGACGAGGAGGCGCUAGAUGGCGGAGACGACGAGCAGGAGGGCGAGGCCUGGGCUACGGAUAAGCCGACGGAGGAAGGGGGAGGAGCCUCGCCGCGGAAGAAGCCCCGUCUCGGCGGUAGUAUACGGCAGAAGAGGAACGAGGACGCGACGGCGACGGCGGACUUGCCAUCGGUGCAGAAACUUGUGCUGAGUGAUGACGAUAUUGAGGAUGAUUGAUGUUCAUCAUCUCCCACUUUGCGCCUCUCCCUCUACUUGGCUUGUGUGGAAGUGUGUAUGGAUCGGGUCAAGUGUUGUGUACCUACUGUAUGAUAAGAUAAAUCCGGAUGGGGACACAAAAGGGGUGGCUGACUGACAUAGGUGAAUACCAACCUAAGUCUAGCAGGAAAGGGAGGCUGGCUGGCUGGCUGGCUGGCUGGCUGGCUAGUAAGCUCAGAUGUGGGAAAGUAGGUAGGUACCCAGUGUAUCUCAAAUGUACUAUGUAGACCUCAAUAGCUACUAGGUAGGUAGAAGUGGUAAGAAUAAUAGGUAAACAAUCCACAAUUAUCCACAUGCCUACCUACCUACCUACCUACCUA
This is a messenger RNA of Hypoxylon fragiforme, 3323 nucleotides long. RefSeq names its product Rad17 cell cycle checkpoint protein-domain-containing protein. The transcript has a single exon. The record is from RefSeq and is a predicted model, not a curated record. Gene Ontology annotation, molecular function: chromatin binding. Bases 256 to 2964 code for a protein of 902 amino acids. Lineage: Eukaryota; Fungi; Ascomycota; Sordariomycetes; Xylariales; Hypoxylaceae. Gene Ontology annotation, biological process: DNA repair; mitotic DNA replication checkpoint signaling; DNA damage checkpoint signaling.